Fonsecaea multimorphosa CBS 102226 is the source of this 1032-nucleotide messenger RNA. RefSeq lists its product as uncharacterized. The coding region runs from base 1 to 1032 and encodes 343 amino acids. The record is from RefSeq and is a predicted model, not a curated record. Lineage: Eukaryota; Fungi; Ascomycota; Eurotiomycetes; Chaetothyriales; Herpotrichiellaceae. Gene Ontology annotation, molecular function: hydrolase activity. The transcript is spliced from 2 exons.
AUGCCUUACGACACUAAGGAGGAGAUUCUGGCUCUGGGGGUCAUGGAUCCCGAACUGAAAGCUCUGCUCGAAGCCAAUCCUCCACCACCCAUGACGUUCACGACGAUGCAGGCUCUGAGGGAAGACGUCAAAAAUCGUACCCUGCAAGCCAUUGCUGCGCUUGGUCCACCACCUCCUUCAGUCAAACAAACCGACAUCAGCUAUAAAACCACAGAUGGAGCUGAGCUGCGCGCCCGACUCUACCAACCCACAUCACCGCCCGACGACGGCAGUCCAUUGAUUGUGAUGUUUUAUGGUGGUGGCUUCUGCCUGGGCAUUCCCGAGUCUGAAGAAAAGGCCUGUCGAGAAUUUGUACAAGCGUACAACGCCGUGUGCGUCUCCCCUGCCUACCGGCUUGCCCCGGAAUUCCCUUUCCCCCAAGGUCCCAAGGAUGCGUGGGACGCUCUCAAAUGGGCCGCGGAAAGCGCUUCCUCAUGGGGCGCCGAUCUAUCCAAGGGUUUCAUCGUUGGGGGCACAUCAGCUGGCGGCAACCUCGCCUGUGUUGUGACACACCUGGCGCGCGACGAAAGGCUGAAUCCGCCGCUGACGGGGCACUACCUGUGCAUUGCCGGGUUGGUCCCUCCCUCGCGAAUGCCAGAUAAGUACAAGAAAUGGGCGUACAGUUACGAGCAAAACAAAAAUGACCCGAUCAAUGGCCAAGCCGUGAUCGAUAUCUUUACGGCCGCGUACAAGCCUGAUCUUGACGAUGGCAUCUACAAUGGUCCUCUGAUCCACCCCAACGGUCACGCAGGCCUGCCACCGGUAUAUUUGCAAGUCGAUGGCGCAGAUACAUUACGUGACGACUCACUGAUCUAUGAAAGGAUAUUGCGAGAAGAGCAUGGGAUCAAGACAAAACUGGUCGUCUAUCCGGGUCUGCCUCACGCACAUUGGGCUUUCUUCCCUUCCUUGAAAGCCAGUGCCCAGUUUUGGCAGGACCAGCUGGAAGGGAUGGGAUGGCUAUUAGGGAGGGCCCCUGCCACGGCAACAAACUAG